UCUCAAGUUAUUUAAGGAGGGAAGAGGCAAGUAAACUGGUUAGAAGCUUGAGGGAAUACAGGGAAAGAACAGUGUUGAAAGUACACCUUGCUCUGAGACCCAGUGCAGAUACGAUAAGCUGAAUUGCCACAUCCGCUCUGUAAAUUCCUAUGACUGAAAACAUCACCGCAUCUUAUUUGAUAAACAAUUCAACAUAUAGUUGAAGAAGGAUUCACACGUUGAAGUUGCAGAAGGAUUCACACAUUCACAACUCUAUAUCAGCACAAUGAGCAACACAUCGAAGGAUUCUUUGAAAGAGAAACUACUUCAACUUGAAUGCCACUUCACAUGGUCUGUUAAAAAGGAAAUGUUUGACUUGGACGAUGCAAAGCAAAGACUGGAAGAAUUAAUAAUCGAUGGCAUAAAAUACCAAGCCAUGCCUUACAACUAUCUUGCUUUUAUAAAUUGUCUCCAAGACAAUUACGGAGAGGCGCUUGAAGCCUUACAGAAAGCUGAAGAGAUUCUGCGCAAGAAUCACGAACAUGAUUUUGAAAGAAGAAGCAUCAUCACCUAUGGAAACUAUGCCUGGGUAUAUUAUUACAUGGACCAGCUCACAGAUGUCCAGACCUAUCUUGAUAAGCUGGAGAGGAUCUGUAAACUAUUUCCUAAUGCAUCUCGUCAUUCAGUAAUGACACCUGAAAUAUAUGGGGAGAAGGGCUGGGCACUGCUAAAUUGUACUGGAAUAUGUUAUGAAGAAGCAAAGGAAUGUUUUCUGAAGGCACUGGAGGAAGAUCCUGAUGAUACUGAAUGGAACAUGGGUUAUGCCACUGUUCUGUUUCGUCUGGAAUCAUUUCUUGGCACUGCCGAGAACCUCGCACCGAGUAAAGCAAUACCACAAUUACGACGUGUGUUAGAACUUGAUCCAAAUGACUCCAUAGCCAUGGUGCUACUGGCUCUUAAACUAAGAGAAGUAAAUGAAGUAAAUGAAGGCUUCACAUUAGUUGAGAAGGCACUGAAGAUCUCUCCUAAUCGUCCAUAUGUGAUUCGCUAUGCAGCAAAGUUUUUAAGAAAAGCUCGUGCCAUAGAUAAAGCUGUGGAGCUCCUGAAGAGAGCAAUGACAAUCACACCAGACUCAUCAUUCCUCCACCAUCAGAUAGGUCUGUGUUAUAGAGUCAAGUUAAUUGAUUUGAUGAAAUAUCCAGGCAUCAGGAACGCUGAAUUUGAAGCAAGAACUGAAUUGAUUGAACUCUGCAAGUCCCAUUUUGAAAAGGCAUUUUUACUAAAAAAUCAUUUAUUCCUGCACAAGUGGACUUCGCAGAAAUGUGUUUAAUGAAUCAAGAACAACGCAAAGCUGAAGACAUCUACAUGAACCUACUUAAAUUAGAACACACCCGUCCUGAAAAUAAACAAUUGGUGUUUUUGAAGGUUGGCUUAUUUGAAAUGCAUCACAAGAAAAAUGAUUUGAAUGCUGCUGAUUUUUUCUUGAAAGGAAUGAAAGUCCAAUACAAGUCGUACGAUAGAGAGAAAUGUUGCAAAAAUUUGGAAAAGAUAAUGCAAAGACGACUCUCCAGAAAUCCAAGAGACAGCAUUGCCUUUGGUUUCCUUGGGUCCAUGCAUCAGCUGGAUGGGGAGAAGCAAGAGGCUGUUGAAUGCUUUGAAAAAGCCCUGAGAUUUAAUCCAAACAAUGAAGAAUAUCUGAAUGCUCUUGGUGAAUUACGUCUUACUAUCUAGGGAAGUUAUAACUUCCUCAGUUAAAACUAAGACAUUUGUUAAAUAUCGAGCUAAUAAACUCUUCUCGCUAAACCUGUAUCUUAAGGGUGGAUGAUUGGACAGAAUGAUACAAAUACGCUGAUAUACUGGGAUGCUCAUUAACAUUACUUAAUAUAAGUAAAACCAGUUCAAUUUAAGUUGCAACAUAAAACCAACUUGCAUUUAUGUACGGAAGCAUUCUGCUCUUUGAUUUUGCUGCUUUGUAGUCACAAGAAUGAAAAA
Messenger RNA from Callorhinchus milii (elephant shark), 1971 nucleotides. RefSeq names its product interferon-induced protein with tetratricopeptide repeats 1B-like. Gene Ontology annotation, cellular component: cytosol. Lineage: Eukaryota; Metazoa; Chordata; Chondrichthyes; Chimaeriformes; Callorhinchidae. The record is from RefSeq and is a predicted model, not a curated record. The transcript has 2 exons. Gene Ontology annotation, biological process: defense response to virus. Gene Ontology annotation, molecular function: protein binding. Bases 266 to 1309 code for a protein of 347 amino acids.